UUACCGCACCGCCAGCACCACGCUGCACCAUGGCGGAUCUCCUCUAGGACGCUUACACGCCGACCGAGCGCGCAUUCGAGUCCAGCACUCGGACUUUAGACGGUUUUGCGUCUUUCCCGAAGCCCUUAUGCGCCGCUGCGGCGCGGAGCAGCAACGACCGAGCCGAUAGAAGAAAGAAGGACCGAGAGAGAGAGCGAGAGAGAGAGAGAGAGAGAGAGAGAGGUUGUGUUAUUAUUGGGAAAAAAACGGACAAUGGCGGACCGCGAUGCUUUACCGCUUCCUCUGGAAGUGCGGGCCAGAUUAGCCGAGCUGGAGCUGGAGUUAUCUGAAGGUGACAUCACACAGAAAGGCUACGAGAAGAAGAGAGCGAAAUUAAUCGGUGCUUACCUGCCGCAUCCUCCAGGGCUGGAAGUGUCCAUGGCACACGAGCGCAGGCCCCCCAUGGUCCCGUCCUCCGCCUCCAGGUACCACCGCAGACGCUCCUCUGGCACCCGGGACGAGCGCUACAGAUCAGAUGUCCACACAGAAGCGGUACAGGCGGCUCUGGCCAAACACAAGGAGAGGAAGGUGGCGGUCCCUAUGCCCUCCAAACGUCGCUCCCUGGUGGUGCAGACCUCCAUGGACGCCUACACCCCUCCAGGCCUCUCCCCGCUCUCGUCCCUGCCCCCCCUGACAGACACGUCGUCCGGCUCGGAAGAGGAGGGCGUCCACGGCGAGGGCACGCCCACCUCCAGCCAGGGCAGCACCAGCAUGGAGCACUGGAUCAGCCGCGCCAUCCACCACGGCUCCACCACCUCGUCCUCGUCCUCGUCCACCCAGAGCGGAGGCAGCGGGGCCGCCAGCCGGCUCGCCGACGUCCUGGCGCAGACGCACAUGGGCAAGUCAGGGCCGAUCGCUCACCUCUCGCUGAAGCGGAAAGCCAUGCUCGGCGUCGCUGAGAACGGGAACUCGCUCCGUCGCUCCUGCGAGUUCGGAUCCGACCUCCUUUGGCCGCCACCCUUGGAGUCGGAUGAGAACCACUCGGCUCCUCCCGAUGUCACCACCUACGCCUCAGAGCAUCCGAGCCAAGUGGAGCGGCCGCAGGUGUCCACGGUGCCACGUACCACCCAGAAGUAUGGCAACGCAAAGCUCAUGGAGACCGGAGAUGGCGUGCCAGUCAGCAGUCGAGUCUCCGCUAAGAUCCAGCAGCUUGUUACCACGCUGAAGCAGCCGAGGCGGCCCCCGCUCCGCGAGUUCUUCGUCGAUGACUUCGAGGAACUUCUUGAGGUCCAGCAGCCGGACCCGAACCAGCCGCGGGCGGAGGGAGCUCAGAUGAUAACCAUGAGAGGAGAGCAGCUGGGUGUGGUGACCAACUGGCCUCCGUCCCUGGAGGCGGCGCUGCAGCGCUGGGGAACCAUCUCUCCUAAAGCGCCGUGCCUCACCACCAUGGACACCAACGGCAAACCGCUCUACGUCCUCACCUACGGGAAACUGUGGUCACGGAGCAUCAAAGUAGCCUACAACAUCCUCCACAAACUGGGAACCAAACAGGAGCCGAUGGUCAGACCGGGAGACCGGGUGGCGCUCGUGUUCCCGAACAACGACCCGGCCGCCUUCAUGGUGGCCUUCUACGGCUGCCUGCUGGCCGAGGUGGUGCCGGUGCCCAUCGAGGUGCCGCUCACCAGGAAGGACGCGGGCAGCCAGCAGAUCGGCUUCCUCCUGGGGAGCUGCGGGGUGACGGUGGCGCUGACCAGCGACGCCUGCCAUAAAGGGCUUCCCAAAGGACCGACUGGUGAAAUACCUCAGUUCAAAGGUUGGCCCAAGCUGCUUUGGUUCGUCACGGAAUCCAAACACCUUUCCAAACCGCCGCGCGACUGGUUUCCUCAUAUCAAGGAUGCAAACAACGACACCGCCUACAUCGAGUACAAAACCUGCAAGGACGGCAGCGUUCUGGGGGUGACCGUGAUGAGGAUCGCUCUGCUCACGCACUGCCAGGCUCUUACGCAGUCCUGCGGAUACACCGAGGCCGAGACCAUAGUGAACGUGCUGGACUUUAAGAAGGACGUGGGUCUGUGGCACGGCAUCCUGACGAGCGUAAUGAACAUGAUGCACGUGAUCAGCAUUCCCUACUCCCUAAUGAAGGUCAACCCUCUCUCCUGGAUCCAGAAAGUGUGCCAGUACAAAGCUAAGGUAGCGUGUGUUAAGAGCAGAGACAUGCACUGGGCCCUGGUGGCACACAGAGAUCAGCGAGACAUCAACCUCAGCUCUCUGCGCAUGCUGGUCGUCGCUGACGGAUCCAACCCAUGGUCGAUCUCGUCGUGCGACGCCUUCCUGAACGUCUUCCAGAGCAAAGGGCUGAAACCGGAGGUCAUCUGUCCGUGCGCCAGCUCGCCCGAGGCGCUCACCGUGGCUAUCAGGAGACCCACAGACGACAGUAACCAGCCGCCGGGUCGAGGCGUUUUGUCCAUGCAGGGUCUGAGCCAUGGCGUCAUCAGAGUGGACACGGAGGAACGUCUGGCCGUCCUAACCGUACAGGACGUGGGAACGGUCAUGCCUGGAGCUUUGAUGUGCGUGGUGAAACCGGAGGGGGUUCCUCAGCUGUGCCGGACCGACGAGAUCGGGGAGGUGUGCGUGUGCUCCGUGGCCACCGGGACGUCGUACUACGGCCUCGCGGGCAUGACCAAGAACACCUUUGAGGUUUUCCCAAUGAGCAACUCGGGAGCUCCGAUCAGCGAGUACCCGUUCACACGGACGGGCCUGCUGGGCUUCGUCGGGCCCGGGGGCCUGGUCUUCAUCGCCGGGAAGAUGGACGGGCUCAUGGUGGUCAGCGGCAGGAGACACAAUGCUGACGACAUCGUCGCCACCGCGCUUGCCGUGGAGCCCAUGAAGUUUGUGUACCGGGGCAGGAUAGCCGUGUUCUCCGUGACCGUGCUGCACGACGAGCGCAUUGUGGUGGUGGCCGAGCAGAGGCCGGACUCCACCGAGGAGGACAGCUUCCAGUGGAUGAGCCGGGUGCUGCAGGCGAUCGACAGCAUCCACAACGUGGGGGUGUUCUGCCUGGCCCUGGUUCCCGCCAACACCCUCCCCAAGACGCCCCUGGGCGGCAUCCACCUGUCGGAGACCAAGCAGCUGUUCCUGGAGGGCUCGCUUCACCCCUGCAACGUGCUCAUGUGUCCUCACACCUGCGUCACCAACCUGCCAAAACCCCGGCAGAAGCAGCCAGAGAUCGGACCGGCUUCGGUCAUGGUGGGGAACCUGGUGUCGGGGAAGAGGAUCGCGCAGGCCAGCGGCAGAGACCUGGGACAGAUCGAAGACAAUGACCAGGCAAGAAAGUUCCUGUUCCUGUCCGAGGUUCUGCAGUGGCGAGCGCAGACCACGCCGGACCACGUGCUCUUCACCCUGCUCAGCUCACGGGGGGCGGUCCUGAGCUCACUGACGUGUCUGCAGCUGCAUAAACGGGCUGAGAAGAUUGCAACCAUGCUGAUGGAGCGAGGGCACCUGCAGGACGGAGCUCACGUGGCGUUGGUUUAUCCGCCCGGAAUAGAUCUGGUCGCGGCCUUUUACGGGUGCCUGUACGCCGGCUGUGUGCCCAUUACCGUGCGCCCGCCGCACCCACAGAACAUCGCCACCACGCUGCCCACUGUGAAGAUGAUCGUAGAGGUGAGUCGGUCGGCCUGUAUGAUGACCACGCAGGUCAUUAGCAAGCUGCUGAAGUCUAAAGAAGCGUCCGCCGCAGUGGAUGUCAGGAUGUGGCCUCCCGUCCUGGACACAGACGAUCUGCCAAAGAAAAAGCCGCCUCAACUAUACAAGCCGUCCAACCCGGACACUCUGGCCUACCUGGACUUCAGCGUGUCCACCACAGGGAUGCUAGCAGGAGUAAAGAUGUCUCACUCUGCCACCAGUGCCUUCUGCCGCUCAAUCAAGCUCCAGUGCGAGCUCUACCCCUCGCGUGAGGUGGCCAUCUGUCUGGACCCGUACUGCGGCCUGGGCUUCGUCCUCUGGUGCCUCUGCAGUGUGUACUCAGGGCACCAGUCCAUCCUGAUCCCUCCGUCGGAGCUGGAAGUGAAUCCAGCGCUCUGGCUGCUGGCCGUGAGUCAGUUCCGCGUCAGAGACACCUUCUGUUCCUACUCCGUCAUGGAGCUGUGCACCAAGGGUCUGGGCCUGCAGACGGAGUCGCUCAAGUCUCGUGGCUUGGACCUGUCUCGUGUCAGGACGUGCGUGGUGGUAGCGGAGGAGAGGCCGCGGAUAGCUCUCACUCAGUCCUUCUCAAAGCUGUUUAAGGACCUGGGCCUUCACCCGCGUGCGGUCAGCACGUCUUUCGGCUGCAGAGUGAAUCUUGCCAUCUGCCUGCAGCCUCACGGGCUCGGGAAGCUUGAUCAGGGCACCUCUGGACCAGACCCAACUACUGUGUACGUGGACAUGAGGGCCCUCAGACAUGACAGGGUCCGGCUAGUAGAGCGAGGAUCUCCACACAGCUUGCCCCUCAUGGAGUCUGGAAAGAUUUUACCUGGAGUACGGAUCAUCAUUGCCAAUCCAGAAACCAAAGGUCCUUUGGGAGAUUCACAUCUAGGAGAGAUCUGGGUCCACAGCAAUCACAACGGCAGCGGCUACUUCACCGUGUACGGAGACGAGGCCCUGCAGUCCGACCACUUCAACUCGCACCUGAGUUUCGGCGACACCCAGACGGUGUGGGCGCGCACCGGCUACCUGGGCUUCCUGCGCCGGACCGAGCUCACAGACGCCAGCGGAGAGAGGCAUGAUGCCCUGUAUGUGGUGGGAGCUCUGGAUGAAGCCAUGGAGCUCAGAGGAAUGAGGUACCACCCCAUCGACAUCGAGACCUCGGUCAUCCGCGCCCACAAAAGCAUCAUGGAGUGCGCCGUGUUUCCCUGGACCAACCUCCUGGUGGUGGUGGUGGAGCUCGAGGGCUCGGAGCAGGAGGCGCUGGACCUGGUACCGCUGGUGACCAACGCGGUGCUGGAGGAGCACUACCUGAUCGUGGGCGUGGUGGUGGUAGUGGACAUCGGCGUGAUCCCCAUCAACUCUCGCGGGGAGAAGCAGAGGAUGCACCUGCGCGACGGCUUCCUCGCCGACCAGCUCGACCCCAUCUACGUGGCCUACAACAUGUAGCCCGGCGUGGACGCGCACCGAGGUCUGAGAACGACCAGGCGGCCGGGGAAGAUCCCGCCUCCGGGAUAAAGGAUGGAGGAGGAAUCGAUGACGAGUCCUUACAGCUUCGCUUGCUUGGAUAGCGCUUAACGAGCGUCAUGCACUUGUUUUUCGUCACGUAUCACCACACUGCUUUAUUUCGUAGCCCACAAUUCAAGAGUAAAGUGGCGCACCGGGUUUCAUGUUGACCUUUGAUUUGAAGCGUAGAAAACGCAGGAUUGUGUUUCUUUCAUUUACAUGUGGUACAAAGCGGUGGGUAAGUUUUUUAAACGCCUGCAUCAUCCAGCAGUUAUUUUUUAUUUCUAUUUUCGGCCUUUUGUAAAUGUCCCUCAGCAGGAUGCGAAACAAAAAACGAACAAAAGAAACCCACCCACCUGCUUUCUCAAGUGUACAAAGCAAACACAGAGUCGGUCGAUAUCGUGUAAUUAUGUACAGAAAGUUCUUAUUAUUUAUUUUCUUCUUUUUAGAAGCGUGUGAGCGAAGACGAACGUUUGAACAUGUUUUCCUCAUGAGAUAAUAAUAUUGCUAAUAUAAAACGACGCAUUGUAUCGUCUUGAGUGAGUCGCAUCACGUCAAGAUUGUAAAAAAUAUAAAUACAAAUAUAUAUAUCUAUAAAUAAAUAUAAAAAAAUAUAUAUUAAAAUACGAUCUAGGACUCACCAAUGAAGCGUUUGAGAUGCAGUACAUCCUGUGCAUGGUGUCUGUUGUAGACAAAAGUUUGUUCACACACACACACACACACACACUUGUCGGUAUUGAAUUUAGGACUCCCGGGAAUAUCGUCAGUACGGCUAUUUUACUCCGAACCGUCCUUAUCGGAAGAAUCGAAUCGAACCAUGUGCCUGCAGCUGUUCACAGCUGCACCGCCUCUUACGUUAAGCGAUUCAGUAUUUCGUUGCUCGUUUACUUUCGUUUGUGCGUUUGCUAUUUUAUUUAUUACGUUUUGUACAGAAGUGCAUUCGCUUCACCAGCCGCCUCGAACCCGCGUCAUUUCACCUGCGCGCUACUUUAAAGCCGCGCGACGCAGACGGAUCUUCUAAUAAUCGCUGCGAGCGGCGCAUCACCUCAUGUUCAAGUAACAGUCGAAUAGUGCCUAAGGUUGGGGUGUCGCUUUGUCAUCGCCAUGUCCCGUGAGGUCCUGCACACCAUCCCAGACUAGUAAUCCAUAUCUUUGCUUUACAGGGCAGCACACACACCAACCUUUAAUUAACGUUUUAGUUUAAUGUUGGAGCAGCUUAGAGCGCGUUCACAUGAGAAGCGUUUACGCUGCGCAAAUCACCGGUGCAGUAAAAUGUCAUUAAAGUGCGAAUAGGAGAUUAAUACUGUAGCAUUUGUGUGGAAUAACCAUCAAAUCCACUCUGAAAGCUCCACAUGUAUCUAAGGUUAGCUGUAUCUUCCUCGCCGUUUCACUUUUAAACUUGUGUUACAGCCGCUCAGGUGCUGCAUUGGUAAAACACGCUAGCACCGGCUGGAUGGGCGGCUACAUGAACAACGAUUGGCUGUUGUUCAUACAGGGUGAGGAGCCGGACAGGGACUCCUCAUAACUGAUGUAAUUACGACAUCUGCUGGCUGAUUGAUGGCGCUUGCACAGAGUCGGGGAAUAAUGCUGAUCAGGGUGUGUCUCUCCAUACACAAAGCUGAUCCGUAUAUGAACCCGAAAAGAUGCAGUCGGUACUGCGCACGUGUCAGAGGGGGCGUGUGUCAGUUGCGAAGAAAAAAAGGCAUCUGCAUUUGUGUGGAAUAACCGUUAAAUCCAGUCUGAAAGCUCCACAUGUAUCUGUGUUUAUCUGGAUUUUUCUCACUGUUUCACUUUUAAACUUGUGUUACAGCUCGAGGUGCUGAGAAAUUGUGAGAAUCAGAAUCGGCUUUUCCGAGGGUCUAAAACACUUAUUAACGUGGUUUAAUGUAGUAAAAGAACGACACAUGAGCACUAAACUGCUCUUAAUUAUUACUGCUCACAAGUGUCUCCACUAAGGAAACUCCUCGCUCGUUGUUUUAAUGCAAUAAGUCACGUCAAGCUUUGUUCAUUCUGCUUUUACCGCGUCAUAUCAAACAGUUCGUCUCAUUGGAGGUGCUUCAAAAAGGUCAUUGGCAAACUGGCUCAAAGUUCAAUCAGCUGAACUUUGCAAGAGCGCCCAACGUGGCAUUAGCGCGCCACACUCCGUAGGAAACGACGGCACAGCCGGCGCAAAAGCAGUUUUUUCCCCGCUUCUCAUGUGGAUGUGCUCAUAGACUCUCGCUACAACAUGGAACACGAAGCGCGUACCUGCCUGAGCUCACUCCUCCAUCGACAACUCGCUGCGUUUCCAAACGGCUUUCGGAUUCAUCAACCAGCCUGGCCGAGGAGCUCCAGAACACCUCCGACACGCGUCUAACACACAAUAUAAAACAGGAGCGGGUGAACUGAAUCACUUUCUCUGCAAUCGCAGUUGUUUCUUUAAUUACCUGAUUGCUGCAGGACGUUUGGCCUCGUUUCACAAGGCUGGAGUAGCGCCGGAGUAGCUCGUCCAUGAGGCGCCAAACCAAACUAAUAAUACCUACAAAUAUCAUAAAAUGAUGAUUAUUAUUUUUGAUCUUUUGCAUUUGUUUUUGUUCUUUUUUUUUUAAUGUAAUUAAAGUUUGUACUGUGUGGAAAUCAAGUUUACACAACGAGUGACGAUGCAAUUCAACUUUGUUUUGUUCGUUUUUUUCAAGUCUUAAUGUGCUCGGAAGCGCAAGUGUCGUCAUUCCCUCAGCAAAUCUAAAAAAGUGAAGAACAAGAAGAAAAAAAAAACUCAAACAAACAUGAAAUGUGCACAUGAACUCUCGACCUGUGACGUUAACUUCCCUCUUUUGUUGCAAAUCUAGAAUGAUGCGAGUCUGCAUGGUGUGUGUAAAUAUCGUUGGUUACCAAAAAAAAAAAAAAAUGAAGACAAAAAAAAAAGCAGAUUUUGUAAUGGUGCAGGUGUGUUUGAAAUUGUUUUGUACACAUAAUUAAAAGUAUUAAAUAACACUUUUAUAGAAGCCUGCUUUGGCCUACCUUCACAAGAUAUGGUGCAAUAAAAGUGCUUUGAUAAAACUGUG
Molecule: messenger RNA, 8207 nt
Organism: Trichomycterus rosablanca
Lineage: Eukaryota; Metazoa; Chordata; Actinopteri; Siluriformes; Trichomycteridae
Gene: dip2ca
Product: disco-interacting protein 2 homolog Ca
Exons: 39
Coding region: 253-5106 (1617 amino acids)
Source: RefSeq, a predicted model, not a curated record